Aspergillus tanneri is the source of this 408-nucleotide messenger RNA. It is a transcript of the gene RPL27A, whose product is annotated as 60S ribosomal protein eL27. The transcript is spliced from 4 exons. Gene Ontology annotation, cellular component: ribosome; cytosolic large ribosomal subunit. The record is from RefSeq and is a predicted model, not a curated record. Bases 1 to 408 code for a protein of 135 amino acids. Gene Ontology annotation, molecular function: structural constituent of ribosome. NCBI's taxonomy places the organism in Eukaryota, Fungi, Ascomycota, Eurotiomycetes, Eurotiales, Aspergillaceae. Gene Ontology annotation, biological process: translation.
AUGAAGUUCAUGAAAGUGGGCCGUGUGGCCAUCAUCACCCGUGGCCGGUAUGCCGGUAAGAAGGUCGUCAUUGUCCAGCCCAACGACACUGGUUCCAAGGCGCACCCCUUCCCCUACGCCAUCGUUGCUGGUAUCGAGCGUUACCCGUUGAAGGUCACCCGCCGCAUGGGCAAGAAGACUGUUGAGAAGCGCAGCAAGGUGAAGCCUUUCAUCAAGGUUGUCAACUACAACCACUUGAUGCCCACCCGCUACACUCUCGAGCUUGAGGGUCUUAAGGGUGUUGUCUCCGCCGACACUUUCAAGGAGGUCUCCACGCGUGAGGAUGCCAAGAAGACCGUCAAGAAGGCUCUUGAGGACCGCUACACCAGCGGCAAGAACCGGUGGUUCUUCACUCCUCUGCGUUUCUAA